UAUCGUCCGCACGUCUCGGAAACGAGAAAACAUGGCGGCGCUAGAAACGUGUUGAAAGGAACGCCAGUGGAUAAAAACAUGUAACUUUCCAGACUUUUUGGGUUGUUUGUAGUCUCACACAUUGGCGUGCAUGGAGGCCAGACAAGUUACAAGCGUGUACGGAGAAGUCAGCUCUCUCCCGACGCCGGUUUGUGCCGACGUACGCGAACAACAACAACAACAACAAGAAGAAGACAUUCGUGUGUUCACAGUGACUGCAGGGUGGAGUCAAACAGAUGCGGUGAGAGCCUCCAGACUUUGCUACUCACAGCAGUGGACUCUGAUUUCAGCCUCCGGAGACCAGCGGGCCGUCAGGACAGUCCUCCCACCAGGACCGUGUGUACCUCUGCCUGCAGAAUUACUAAGCGGACUCUCGCCCGUUGGCGGUCUAAGGGCCGUGGUCCUCGACUCGGGUGGUCACCAGCUGCUGGAGAUUUGGGACCAUCGUGGCCUCAGGAAAUGCCUCAACCUGACCGCCCUCAACAAACAUGGCGGCGUGUACGACGACGCUCACUUUGGUGGUCUGUCAUGGUCAGAGUGUGAGAGCAAACUUCUUUACGUAGCGGAGAAGCUCAAGAACACAAAUGAGUCAGCGCGGGGGAAGGUAUAUGACACGCGCACGCGCGCGCACGGACGCUCUAAUGCCAUCUUGCAUGUGUACAAGCAGGACAGGAGCGUGUACUGCGACGACUGGGGCGAGGCUCUGACCAACAGGAGCACACCGGCCGUUUGCGUGGUCGGUCUGCACAGCGGGUCGGCGGACGUGUUGCCGGGUGUCCCCGCCGACGUCUCACCUGGACAGGCUCUGUGGGCUCCGGGCGGCCAAUCUGUGUUUUUCAUCGGUUGGUACCACGAACCCUUCAGAUUGGGACUCAAGUUCUGCUCCAAUCGCAGGUCAGCUUUGUUCCAGCUCUCCAUGGAUGGACAUUGUGAGCGCUUGACGGGGGACAACCUGUCAGUUUCCUGUCCCAGGCUGAGUCCAGACGGGUCUACGCUGGUCUACUUGCAGGGCCAGGUUUUUGGGCCUCACAAUCAGUGCCUCAGUCUGCAGCAGUUGGACGUGAACAGUAGGAAGACGUCCACACUGUUGGAUGUUGUCCGUAGACCACAGAGUGACGGCUUUGCUGGCGUUUAUGAAGCCCUGGCGUCCAGCUGCUGGUCUGCAGACGGUCGGAGAGUUGUGUUCAGCAGUGCCUGUCGGAACCGCAAGGAUCUCUUCAUGGUGGACAGGGGGUCAAAGAAAGUGUCCCCCCUCUCUUGUGGCCUGGUUGAUGCCACCAAGAUUUAUGGCAGCUGGAAGCUUCUCACCAUCCAGAAGGACCUGAUGAUCGUGUGUUGCUCCAGUCCCAACACACCGCCAACAAUGCUGGUGGCUUUCCUCCCUUCAGCAAGUGAAGCUGUGACCUGGCUGCCCCUUCAGGAGCCCAUGAUGACCUUUGACUUCCUGUGGACUGUUCUAGAUGUCGAGCCUCCGCCAGAAGAGGACAACGCAAACUACCGUGAGAUGGAAACGCACAAAGAGGGUUUUUGCUCGGGGGUUGCUAAAAGUUGUGCGCUUGUGUUUUUAGCCGGGUUAACGUUUGGAGCGAUCUCGGUUAAACCGCGCAGUCCUCACCGCGGAGCUCCGACACCACUCGUGGUCUUCAUUCAUGGUGGGCCGCACUCUCAGUUUGCUGCCGAGUGGAACAGCACCACUGCUGCUCUGGUCUCUCUCGGCUUCGCUGUACUCAUGGUGAACUACCGCGGCUCCACGGGCUUUGGCCAGGACGGCAUUCUAUCCCUCAUCGGUCACAUUGGAAGCCAAGAUGUUAAAGAUGUGCAGAGGGCCGUGCUUGCCGCGCUGGACAGCGACACGACUCUUGACCCCGGGCGCGUGGCUGCGAUCGGCGGGUCCCACGGCGGGUUCCUGUCCUGUCACCUGGUGGCUCGGUACCCGGACUUCUACAAGGCGUGUGCAGCCAGGAACCCCGUCAUCAACGCUGCCACCUUGCUGGGCACCAGUGACAUCGUGGACUGGCGUUACACCUGUGUGGGCUUACAGUACUCGUACAACCAGACGCCCACUGCAGAAGCCUUGGCUGCCAUGUUGGAGAAGUCGCCUAUCAUACACGCUGCGCAGAUCAAGGCUCCGGUGCUUUUGAUGCUGGGAGGAAGGGACAGACGGGUGUCUCCUUAUCAAGGUCUGGAACUCUAUAAAGCGCUCAAGAGUCGGGCAGCGCCUGUCAGGUUAUUGUGGUUUGCAGAGGACGGACACUCUCUGUCCAGAGUGGACACGCAGGCCCAGUGCUUUCUCAACGUAGCGCUGUGGCUACAGCAGCACCUCUAACACACGCGUACAACAAAUACGCAAUCGUUGUCAUUUUCGUGCCCAGUCACGGGAGUCACGGCGUUUGAAAUAAAUAGCUUUACUACCCGCA
Messenger RNA from Phycodurus eques (leafy seadragon), 2456 nucleotides. It is a transcript of the gene apeh2, whose product is annotated as S9 family peptidase. The record is from RefSeq and is a predicted model, not a curated record. NCBI's taxonomy places the organism in Eukaryota, Metazoa, Chordata, Actinopteri, Syngnathiformes, Syngnathidae. The transcript has 19 exons. Gene Ontology annotation, biological process: proteolysis. Gene Ontology annotation, molecular function: serine-type endopeptidase activity. Bases 131 to 2365 code for a protein of 744 amino acids.